This is a messenger RNA of Manihot esculenta (cassava), 2333 nucleotides long. Its product is annotated as heat shock cognate 70 kDa protein. The coding region runs from base 227 to 2194 and encodes 655 amino acids. Lineage: Eukaryota; Viridiplantae; Streptophyta; Magnoliopsida; Malpighiales; Euphorbiaceae. Gene Ontology annotation, molecular function: heat shock protein binding; ATP binding; ATP-dependent protein folding chaperone. Gene Ontology annotation, biological process: cellular response to unfolded protein; protein refolding. The transcript has a single exon. Gene Ontology annotation, cellular component: cytoplasm. The record is from RefSeq and is a predicted model, not a curated record.
CACUCGAGAAAAUUCUCCAUGGUCACCUCUCUCCCUAUAUAUAUCUUUCGCCUUCAACGAACCUCAAACUCGGGACAACACAAAAGCCUAUUCAUAAGCCAACGCUACAAUAUCUCUUUGCAUCAUUCAUCCAAGCUUUCUUGAUUCUUUAGUUAGCUUUCUUUCUUGUUUACAUCCAAGUUCUUUUUGUUUCUUGAUUCCUUGUUACAGUUAAUCCUUUUCUUCAAUGGCGCCAAAGACUGAAGGCAAAGCCAUUGGCAUCGAUCUUGGCACCACCUACAGCUGCGUGGGCGUGUGGCAGAACGAUCGUGUUGAGAUUAUAGCCAAUGACCAGGGCAACAGAACUACUCCUUCUUAUGUUGCCUUCACCGACACCGAGCGUCUCAUAGGCGAUGCAGCCAAGAACCAAGUCGCUAUGAACCCUCAGAAUACUGUAUUUGAUGCCAAACGUCUUAUUGGUAGGCGCUUCUCUGAUCCUUCUGUUCAGAGCGACAUGAAGCACUGGCCUUUCAAGGUCAUUCCUGGCCCUGGCGACAAGCCUAUGAUCGUGGUGCAAUACAAAGGUGAAGAGAAACAAUUUGCGCCCGAGGAGAUUUCUUCUAUGGUUCUAACCAAGAUGAAAGAGAUUGCUGAGGCUUAUCUGGGUCAGACGGUGAAGAAUGCCGUAAUCACAGUGCCUGCUUAUUUCAAUGACUCACAAAGGCAGGCCACUAAGGACGCUGGUGCUAUUGCAGGGCUAAACGUGAUGAGAAUUAUCAAUGAACCUACUGCUGCAGCCAUUGCUUACGGUUUGGAUAAGAAAGGGUCGGGAGCAGGUGAGAAGAAUGUGCUAAUUUUCGAUCUUGGUGGAGGAACAUUUGAUGUUUCUCUUCUAACGAUCGAGGAGGGUAUAUUCGAAGUGAAAGCUACUGCUGGAGACACCCAUCUUGGAGGAGAGGACUUCGACAAUAGGCUUGUCAGCCAUUUUGCUGCAGAGUUCAAGAGGAAGCACAAGAAGGAUAUUAGUACUAAUGCCAGAGCCCUGAGAAGAUUGAGAACCGCCUGUGAGAGGGCAAAGAGGACGCUGUCUUCAACCUCACAGACAACUAUAGAGAUUGAUUCUCUCUAUGAAGGCAUUGAUUUCUAUGCAACGAUCACUAGAGCAAGAUUUGAAGAACUGAACAUGGAUUUGUUCAGAAAGUGCAUGGAACCUGUGGAGAAAUGUCUUCGGGACUCCAAGAUUGACAAGAGUCAUGUUCAUGAGGUUGUCCUCGUUGGUGGGUCAACAAGAAUUCCCAAAGUUCAGCAACUUUUGCAAGAUUUCUUUAAUGGAAAGGAACUCUGCAAGAGCAUAAACCCAGAUGAGGCCGUGGCAUAUGGAGCUGCUGUCCAAGCCGCAAUUCUUACCGGUGAAGGGGAUGAGAAGGUUCAAGAUUUGCUUCUCUUGGAUGUCACUCCUCUCAGCCUCGGUAUUGAGACUGCCGGUGGUGUAAUGACAGUCUUGAUUCCGAGGAACACGACGAUUCCUACCAAGAAAGAGCAGAUCUUUUCUACAUACUCCGAUAACCAGCCAGGAGUGCUUAUUCAGGUGUAUGAAGGUGAAAGAGCUAGGACCAAAGACAACAAUCUUCUUGGCAAAUUCGAGCUCACCGGAAUCCCACCGGCACCCAGGGGCGUUCCUCAAAUUAAUGUGUGUUUCGACAUUGACGCCAAUGGUAUUUUGAAUGUCUCUGCAGAAGAUAAGACUGCCGGAGUGAAGAACAAGAUCACAAUCACUAACGACAAAGGAAGAUUGAGCAAGGAAGAUAUUGAAAGGAUGGUGCAAGAUGCAGAGAAGUACAAAGCAGAGGAUGAAGAGGUGAAGAAGAAGGUGGAUGCCAAGAACUCCUUGGAGAACUACGCAUACAACAUGAGAAAUACAGUGAAGGAUGACAAGUUCGCCGGGAAAUUAGCCUCGGCGGACAAGGAGAAGAUUGAGAAAGCAAUUGAUGAGACUAUUGAGUGGUUGGACAGGAACCAAUUAGCAGAGGUGGAGGAGUUUGAGGACAAGUUGAAGGAACUUGAGGCCUUGUGCAAUCCAAUUAUUGCAAAGAUGUACCAGGGCGGUGCAGGCGGUGAUGUGCCAAUGGGUGGCGCCGAAAUGCCGAACGGAGACUAUGGGAAGACCCGCUCCGGUGGUUCAGGUGCCGGACCCAAGAUUGAAGAAGUUGAUUGAGCGUGGGCUCUGUUGUCUUGGUUCAUUAUUGAGUUCGUUCUCGAUUAUGCAGUAAUUCAAGGAUUUGAGAAAAUGGUGUUGUAAACUCUUGGUUGUAUCAAUUCUCACCUACUAUAAAAAUAAACAAAAAGUUUAAUAA